GCUUCAAAACAAAAAGUUGAACUUUGUACCGACGUAUCUGAGCUGUCUUAUCUUUAACUCUCGUUUUUGGUUUCACGUGCAUUACUCAAAACUUGAUUGACAGUGAAUUAGUAGACUAGCAGAGUGCAUAACAGAUCUUUAUGAUUGAUUCAGGUCUGUUUAUAUUCUACACAGAUUCACAAUCUGUAAGUGAAUAAAAAAGUUGGACACAGAAAUUAAACAGAAUUGCCUUGCAGCAAAGAUAGAAAUGGCAUCUGCUAUGUUUUUAUCGGAUGAUGAGAAGACGUUUGGUAAUCAGGAGUCAUUACCGUCGUUACCAAUACCUCCAUUACAAAAAACAUUGGACAGAUAUUUGGAUUCAGUAAAACCAUUUGUUACUGAUGAAGAAUAUAAACAGACAGAAUUUUUAGUUCAACAAUUUCACUCAGGUGUUGGUAAAGAACUUCACUUCAAAUUAUUUGAAAGAGCCAAAUACAUGAGAAACUGGUUAGAGAAAUGGUGGGAUGACGGAGUAUAUCUAGAAUUGAGGAAUCCAAAUGCAGUAUUUGGUAAUAUGGCAGGUCCGGGUCCAUACAUGAACUCGCUCUGGCCUCCAGCAGACGGAACUCAGAUAGAGAGGGCAGGAAUACUUACGUAUUAUGUUAUAAAAUUCUGGCAAGCGAUUAGAAACCAAACUUUACGACCUCAUAAAGACAGUAAAGGGAGACCAUUAUGUAUGAAUCAGUUUCACCGAAUGUUGAAUACCACUCGUAUACCAGGACCAUUUCAAGAUAAGCUUCUUUAUCAUUUUAAAACAGAUGAAGAAGGUGAAUGUCCAACAAAUGUAAUAGUAAUGUGUAGAGGACGAAUCUUUACUGUAAAUGUUGUAGAUGACAAUAAUGAGCCUUUGACAGCUCCAGAAAUACAGCAUUUAAUACAAACAAUAGAGACACAGUGUUCUAGACUACCUCAUGGGGAUGGAGUGGGUUAUCUUCCUACUCUAGGUAGAACAGAAUGGGCAGAGCAAAGAAGUAGAAUAUUGGCAUUACAUCCAGAUAAUUAUCACCAUCUACAGGAGAUAGAAAAAUCAAUUUUUGUUCUUGGACUAGAUGAUCAGUGUCCUAAAAGUGAAUCAGAGGUAGCAUGGCAAGGUUUGGGAGGAAAUCCAGAGGCUAAAUGGUUUGAUAAAUCACUGAGUUUAACUGUCUUCAAAAAUGGAUUGAUAGUUUCUAAUUGUGACCAUGCACCAACAGAUGCAAUGGUUCUUGUAAGCUGUACAUACUUUGUUUAUCUUUCUAUUCUUGAAGCCAAAGGAGUAUGGCAGGGAACGAAGACCAUUAGAAAGCUAGAACAACCAAGAGAAUUAGAAUUUCACCUGGAUUUAGUUGUUAGAAAUGUCAUUAAAGAAGCAAAACCAGAAUUUAAAAAAAGGUGUGAUACAGUUGAGGUUUUAACCACAAAUUUUAGGGACUAUGGUAAAUCAUCAAUACGUCAGUUUAAACUACACCCUGAUACACAUGUACAACUAGCUUUACAAUUAGCUUAUUACAGAAAAUAUAAACGACCAGCUCCUACAUAUGAGACAGCUACAACCCGCCAAUUUUAUCAUGGUAGAACAGAAACUAUGAGAUCGUGUACACCUGAAGCUGUUACCUGGUGUAAAGCUAUGUUAGAUCCCAGCAUUAGAGUAAGUCAAAUUCUUAGUUGA
Molecule: messenger RNA, 1687 nt
Organism: Patella vulgata (common limpet)
Lineage: Eukaryota; Metazoa; Mollusca; Gastropoda; Patellidae
Product: peroxisomal carnitine O-octanoyltransferase
Exons: 13
Coding region: 248-1687 (479 amino acids)
Cellular component (GO): peroxisome
Molecular function (GO): carnitine O-octanoyltransferase activity
Source: RefSeq, a predicted model, not a curated record